AUGCCGCCCCCGUCCAUAACCCCCUCGUUCGCCAUCAUGAACACCCUCCCGUCCCCGCCCCUUCGCGCCGUCCCCAGCGACUCCGCCCGCCACUCCCACAACCGCCGCACACAACGACCAGACUCGCCCAUGGACACCCUCCUGGGCGCAGUGUGGCAGUCCAUUCAGCAGUCACCACCACCUAGCCUGCGCGACAUUCUCGACGCCUACCGCGCCAAAGGCGACGGCGACCGUGACAUGCUCAUCGCCAUGCUUAAUGCCAAGAGUGCCGAGGAUCAGCGCAUCGCGUCCCUCGCCUCGCUCCAGCGCACCAUGCUCGAUAUGUAUCAGCCUGCGCUCCAUCCCUCCUCACACUCCAUCCCCCCAUUGCACCUGUCCACCGAUGUGCACUCACAUUCACACUAUGGGCAUCACCAUUCGCCAUCGGGUCCUUCAUAUUCCGUAACGCACAUGCCUUCGCCGCCGCAUACAUCUUACCACCACUCGCCGCACUCGCGCGUCCACGCGCACGACGAGUCGGCUUACAUGUCUCACCGCCGCGGUUCGAGUGCAUCUGCGUCGAGCCCGACUGCAAAAGAAGCUCUCCUCGCGCCUUCGGGCUCGUCGCCCACGCGCAAGCGACGCCGCUCGCGCUCGCCACCGCCUGCUCGCGAGCAUCAGCGCAUGCAUCUCGAGCAGCUACCGGGUAGCGCGCACGACUUGCCGUUGCCGCCAUCACCGUACUCGUCUGCGUCAUCACACAGCAGCGGUGGCUCUCCCCGAUCACGAGAGAGCAUGGCGAUUGGCCAGGGCGAGGCUGCCUCGUCCGCAUACUUACCGGGGGCCGUCUAUCGCAACGUCGCUAUUCUUGGGCUGAGUGUAUAUUCGGCCCUGGUGGACAGCGCCAAGCAGCCUGCGCGCAGGGGCAGCAUAUCACGUCAGAUGUAA
This is a messenger RNA of Postia placenta MAD-698-R-SB12, 927 nucleotides long. RefSeq lists its product as hypothetical. Lineage: Eukaryota; Fungi; Basidiomycota; Agaricomycetes; Polyporales; Adustoporiaceae. The record is from RefSeq and is a predicted model, not a curated record. The transcript has 4 exons. The coding region runs from base 1 to 927 and encodes 308 amino acids.